Molecule: messenger RNA, 2360 nt
Organism: Haliotis rufescens (red abalone)
Lineage: Eukaryota; Metazoa; Mollusca; Gastropoda; Lepetellida; Haliotidae
Exons: 3
Coding region: 304-1509 (401 amino acids)
Source: RefSeq, a predicted model, not a curated record
GAUCGCGUUGACUGUUGCUGAUCCUCACUAAGAGCCAAUACGGAACAGAAUAGCGACAGAAAGGACUAGAGAAUUAUGAUUUCUAUGACAUGCUCCUUAUGACGCAAAAUUAACACCAGUUUACUUGUUCCGAUGUGGAUGAGGCUAUGUGGAUGAGGCUGUGUGGAUGACCGCAUCACAUGCAGGUGUUAACUAUAAAGCUUGGUCAUAAUUAAACGGACUCAACGUCAUCGGUGGGUCGGGUCAGCGAUUGUGCUCCAACCAUUUUCACAGACACUUCAGCACGCCUCGGAAAUCUGUGUUAUGGAGUUCAAGCAGAAGCUUAAGAUUGUGCUGUUUGCCACCAUACUCCUUGUGAUUGUUUGUCUGCUGACCUCUCAGCAAAACCGCACCUUUCUGGUGUUGAAUAAAAAUUGGACAAAACAAAUUGGGGAACAAGUACGACAUAAUGAUGAACAAACCCAUGGACAAUGUCCUGUCUCUGUUUUAAUGGACGGGCAUUGGAAGGCACAUCCUCGGUCUCCAUCGGAAGACACAGAGGCCGACAAUAUGCUAGGAGUUCAAUUUCCCGGAUUUAAAGAUCUUCUAAAUUUCCAAAGAUCUAAUGGACAAUGUGGAAAUGUCACUCAUCUGCAAUAUCAAAGGAUAAGAGCUCUGUGUCAUCCUAAAGGACCAACCCCUUGCUGUUACCAGAAUACAUGUACUAAGAAGUCGGUGGAGGAAUGUGUAUGUCCGAAUUGUUAUGACAUCAGACAACAAAAACUCGCUGAAUAUUCUUCAUGGCUUCCUUCUAAACCAUCAUGUUCUGUUCACUCUUACACACGGGGAGAAAUAUGUGACAUCUUGAAAGGUAGUACAAUCCAUUUUGUUGGAGAUUCUCUGAUGCGGCAUAUGUAUUAUGUUCUUCUGCAAAAACUAGGCGUUCCCUUAAGAGAUAUAUUCGAGCCUCAAGCACCAAAAGAUGAGUGUCAGUUCCAUGGUAUAUUUGCAGAACGCUCAUGUCUCCGUUAUGUAAAAUCUCCAAGAACGGUUUGUGACGGAAAUAAGCUUCUCUCCUACACGAGUUAUUUCUACAGUCAGAAUGGACCGCAGCUUUACCAAGAUACUCUUAAAAUGCUGCAAAAACCCAAAACACUUCUCUUCACCGGAAUAGGGUACCAUGUCCAUUUCAAUCACGAGUCGGUAUGUACACAGUAUAUCAAACCUAUUGCCCAGUUGUUGCAGGACAAAAAGUCAAGAUGGCCAAAGUUACUUUGGCUUGAAGUUAACGCACCAGGGUUUGUUCGAGCUCCAAAAGAUUAUGACAAGGUGGUCGCUGAUGUGAAAGUAUUCAAAAAGAAGUUAGAAGAGUGUCUUCAAUCAUAUAAAACUCCAAUUCUGAAGACAUAUAAUAUGUCCUCUGAUCUUCUCAGUUUUGACGGUGUGCACUACGGAUUUGGCUUCAACUCCAUGAAAAUUAACCUUCUUCUAAGUUUCUUAAGGGAGUGGCGUGAAAGCGGCGACUGGUAGUUGCAUGCAGUAUUGUAUUUGUAUAUUUCUGCUCUACUUACGUUAUAGUAAAUGACUGUAAUCGAAACAAAAACCAUGAGAAAAAAAAAUUGUGCGGGAGUGGGAAGGGAUGACACGCAUUUACAUAUGAUACCCUAGCUUCACAAGCUGCUGUUGAUGAGAUAUUCUGUAGUGACAUUGCAUCUGCUUUCAGAUCAGCAAAUAUGGAUCGUAUGUCAGCAUGGGAAAUAUCAAGUGCUUCUCCUUUAUCUUCUGUUGAUAAUAAUGAAGUUGUUAUUAAUAUAAAGAUAUAUCCACGUGUAUAGAGUAUUUGUUUUCGACACUGGGGCUUUACAAAAAUACGCACUGCACUCCUAUCAUAGAUAAUUUCAGUCUUGAUACGUUUAUUAGAACAGAGAACAUCUAUCUCUGAUUAAGAGGUAAAAAGUAAUUGUACACAGUGUACCGUAUUUUCGUGCAUAUGACACUUUUUCACAUCUGAUGCCACUUUAUAUGAGCAUUUCCUACUAUUAUAAUAUUUUGAUUUGGUUGUUAAGGUAAAAUUAUUAAUAAUGGUUGACAUAUAGUGUUUGUAAUUUUUUUAAUAGGCUUUAGGGUGGGACAUCCAAACACCUCCCCAUCCCCCUGAAGUUACAAAUGUCCCAAGUGGAACCCCCUUUUAAACUGCCCCUGGUUUAAAGUCCCGCCUUGCGAGCUUGUAUUGGAAACUGCAGCCUUCGAUCAAUGAUGGCAGCAAGGAAAAAUUCUACAUAACCUGUUAUAGAGAACAGAAUAUAUAUGUCUUAUCUGGGCAAAUUUAAGGUAAAUGUUCUCUCAUCAUAGAAUAUAUAUUUUAUUUUUAUUCCAUUGAA